UCGCUCAUAAACUUCAUGGACAGCGUGCACAUAAACACGUUAGAAAUCAUGGAGCCUAAGCUUAUAAGAGUUAGAGUGUUAUGUGGCUAUGCCGACAUCUGCUUGCCCGAAAACAGCUUUUGGGUUAUGAUAAACACGGAGGUUCAUAGGUGUAUUAAUGACGUUCUACGUCAAGCUGUAAAUAAGAUAAUAAGUGCUGGAAUUAAGAUCCGCAAAAGGCAACGAAAAACGGCAAGGCUUUGCCUGGAUGGAGGUUGGUUACCUACUGACGAGUCAGUGCAGAUACUGCAUGAUGGUGAUGAAGUAAGCAUUCACUUUGGGACACGAGUUGUGUCUGGGAUUGUUGAUAAGACAUGUGACGAGGAUGGACAACUAUCCGAAGGUUCAGUUGCCAGAGUCAGAAAAUCGCAUCACUUCAGAAGGGACUCCGAAAGUGGAUCCACUGGGCACACAACUUGCAGCGGUAAGAGACGAGCAGAGGCCACAGAGAUGAGAGAAGGUGAGAGUAAAUGGAGAACCCCCAAGGACUUAACUAGCAUUGGCAAGAUGUCUAGUAAAGCCGAGAGCAUACAGCCACAAGCAAAGAAGCGCAGAAGAUCUAAAACAGAUGACAGAGCAAAGAAACUGGAUGCACAGUCAGGCAGAUCUAUUGCCAGUACUAUGGACAUAGACACUGCCAAUGGAAAACAUCGUACUUCGUCGAAAAAGAGCAAAAAGCGUAAAAAGGUUGAACGAAAACAGAAGUUAUCUGUGCCUGCAGAUGCACCCUUUGUAAACUCCACAGAUCUGCAUACUGAAAAGACAAUGAUCGUGCCGUCUAAAAUCACAGCCAAAAAGGGUACGAACUCUGACAGGACACAUAUGUUACCUGCAGACACACCUUCUGUAAAUGGCAGAGCUGAAACGAAGAAAAAGGAGAAAAACAAAGGACCUACUAAAAAGACGGCCGACACACAAGUGAACUCGACUGCGCAAGCAGAUUCAUGCACCGGGUUGUCUUCUGAGGGCAGUUUCGCGAAGGCCCGACGUGACAUGAACGAAGACGGAAGCACAGAAAACAUCGAUAUUAACCAGAGCGAAAAAUCCAACAUGCAUGCACCGAACGACAGUGAUACAGCUAAUCUCUCCCGAUCAGUGAGAAAACGUGUCCGACGGAGGAGAAAGGGGAAGAGCACAGCCGAUUCGCAGCGCAACUUUUCGGCGGCAAAUCGCGAGCAGUGUUUCAACAGAAAUAGUAGCUACAUUCCUGCCUUCGAGAUAGCGAACAACUUUGGAAGAAACAAGAGGAUUGUUUUCGAUGAUGAAAACGAUGACGAUGAAAAAGGAGGCGGGGACGGCGGAUUUGAAGCAACGACUGUUGGGGUUAUGCAGCCUCCUCCUCCUCCACAGAUGACAUCUCCCGUGGCAACGCCUAAAACAUUGCAAGGUCAUGACACAACAUCUUGUCAGCAGCCGGAGACUUUUGUAGAUAGAGAUUAUGAAGCGCUGACUCCGUUGUUGUCUUUUCCGAGAGUAGGCGACUUUAUUGCUUUCAAAAUGCUGGAGGUAGGAGAGUCCAUGACUCCAGAGGUGUCAAGCUACAAGGAAGCUCUCGUGGUCAACGUUGAUCAUGGCAUGCAGAGAAUCCAGCUAAAACCAGUCAGGGGAGUGCUUGAGGACCCACUAGAGGGCACUGGAGAUGGUAGUGUGUGGAUACCUUUCAAACAUCUGUUAAACCCACGACUCAUUCCGGAGGCUGAAGCUCGUGGCACGUGCCAUGGGAAAGCCAAUGUAGCACCCCAUUGCACAGCCCACGGUACUGAUCAAGAUGAAAUGGCGAAUAACAAUGCUAUCGAAAAGGAUCAAGAAGCAAACCACGAUGGAAGUGCAAAAGACAUCAAACUUAAACAGCCAGAUCAGUUCAAAGAGCACAAACAAAAUCGAAGUUACUCACCUUUCCUUUUAUUAUGUGAAAAUAUUGCGGAAUCCAGAGUAUAAUGGUCUGCUGGCCAAUGCAGCGUUUCUAUAUUGCUUAGCAUAUUUCAACCUCAUAAGUCCACCUAUGCAUACACACACACACACAUACAUACACAUACACACA
Priapulus caudatus is the source of this 2080-nucleotide messenger RNA. RefSeq names its product coilin-like. The transcript is spliced from 6 exons. Gene Ontology annotation, molecular function: U1 snRNA binding; U2 snRNA binding. Gene Ontology annotation, biological process: spliceosomal snRNP assembly. NCBI's taxonomy places the organism in Eukaryota, Metazoa, Priapulida, Priapulimorpha, Priapulimorphida, Priapulidae. The record is from RefSeq and is a predicted model, not a curated record. The coding region runs from base 16 to 1977 and encodes 653 amino acids. Gene Ontology annotation, cellular component: Cajal body.